This is a messenger RNA of Ogataea philodendri, 1035 nucleotides long. RefSeq lists its product as uncharacterized. NCBI's taxonomy places the organism in Eukaryota, Fungi, Ascomycota, Pichiomycetes, Pichiales, Pichiaceae. The record is from RefSeq and is a predicted model, not a curated record. Gene Ontology annotation, biological process: pentose-phosphate shunt, non-oxidative branch; carbohydrate metabolic process. Gene Ontology annotation, molecular function: transaldolase activity. The transcript has a single exon. Gene Ontology annotation, cellular component: intracellular anatomical structure. Bases 1 to 1035 code for a protein of 344 amino acids.
AUGCCAACCGUUUACGACGAAGUGUCCAAGUACACCCAGAUCUCUCUCGACACCAUGUCCCAAGAGGACAAGGAGUUCUUCAUUAAGAAGUACAACAUCGAGUUCCUUAAUGCUACCAGUAACCAGGCCAUCUGCUUUGCCAACUGGCAAUCCCACCAGGAGGUCAUUUACGAGGCCAUUGAGAUCGUCAACAAGAAGUUUGGCAGUUCUGUUCCAAAGACAGCCUCUGCCUCCAACUUUGCCGAGUACGUCGAGGCUGUUAAGGUGUACGCCGUUGCUAUUAGCGGUAGAAACCAGCUGAAGGGCCUUAAAGGCUGUGUUUUGUCGCAGGUCAGCCCUGAAGAUUAUCAGGACGCGGAGAAGACCUACGUUGCGGCUAAGAAAAUCAUCGACGCGUAUGAAGACUUGGGUGUCGAUCGUUCCAAGGUUAUCAUCAAGAUCGGUGUUUCUUGGGAAUCCAUGCAAGCCGCUAAGAAAUUGUUCAACCAGGACAAGAUUCAAAUUUUGGGCACUAUGAUCCACUCGAUGGAACAGGCAAUUUUAGCCGCAGAGGCCGACUGUGUCGCCAUCUCGGCUUACGUCGACGAGUUGGACUACAACUUGGAUCCUUCCUCGUACAAGGACGUGCCAUUGAGUGAGCACUACGGAUACAACCUGUCGGUUGACAUCCACAAGUACUACCGUGCUUACGACAUCAAGACUGUCAACUGUGUUGCAGCCCAGAUCGGUAUUUUCCCAACCUUGGCCUUGGCCGGUGUCGACGAGAUGACCUUGCCACCUGUCACCUUGACCAAGAUCUUGAACACUCCAUUGCCAGCCGACUACAAGGGUCCUCAAUUGAAGCAAAAGUACACUCCUGAGGAAGCUGGUCCAAAGGAGUCCUACUUCUCCGACAAGGACACCUUCUACAAGAAGCUGAACGCCAACGCUACUGCCCUGAAGCGUAUCAAUGGAGCAAGAAACACCUUCUUGAAGUUCAACUCCAAGGCCAACGACCUGAUUAAAACCGUUCUUGAGGAGCUCAAACUUAUUUAG